Penicillium riverlandense is the source of this 1815-nucleotide messenger RNA. RefSeq lists its product as uncharacterized. The transcript is spliced from 4 exons. The coding region runs from base 1 to 1815 and encodes 604 amino acids. The record is from RefSeq and is a predicted model, not a curated record. Gene Ontology annotation, cellular component: Rpd3L-Expanded complex; Rpd3L complex. NCBI's taxonomy places the organism in Eukaryota, Fungi, Ascomycota, Eurotiomycetes, Eurotiales, Aspergillaceae. Gene Ontology annotation, biological process: negative regulation of silent mating-type cassette heterochromatin formation; negative regulation of rDNA heterochromatin formation.
AUGACCCCUCGUCGCUCUUCCCGAGCUCGCCUUACCCAGCCUUCUCCUACCCUCCUCCAACAGGUCAACUCCUCCAGCUCCUCCCAAUCCAUGGCGAGGGAAAGAAGUACCCGGUCGAACCAUAAAGGCCCUUCUCCGCAGGGAUCGUCUGGUCAGCGGUCCCAGUCCAUCGACGAUGGCGAAAACGGCUCGAAAAAUGACCUCCCACACACGCGGCAGCGCCAACGCGCCCGCGACGACGAAGACCCUGAUCCACCCCGCGAACAAGACGAAGAUGACCCCGAUGAGGAGGAGGAGGAGGAAAUCACCCGGUGUCUCUGCGGCUCGCAGGACUAUCCGGGUUUGCCUCCCUCUCGUCGUGAGGCCGUCGGUCGCGGCGGCAAACCCGAGUCGGGACUCCCGCCCACCGACUCGUCAGACAUCCUAUCGGACGAUGUUGGCAGCAUGUUCAUUCAGUGUGACUCGUGUAAAGUGUGGCAGCACGGUGGCUGUGUGGGUAUUAUGGACGAAGAGACGAGUCCCGAUGAAUAUUUCUGUGAAGAGUGUCGCAAGGACUUGCAUAAGAUCCAAGGCGAACCGAACGGACAACGCUCUUCAACCUACCUCCCCGUCGCACCGAUCGCCCACUCCCCGGCCCCAUCCUCUCCAGCCUCCUCCCGAGAUACGUCACGGCGCUCCAAGGACCCCAAGUUGCGGCUUAGUGAAGGCGCUAUGUCAAGUACGAAGCGGCGCUCCACUAUGAACAGCCGCGACGCCGCCUACGAUGAAGAGGAACUCAUCCGACGGGCAAUUGAGGAGAGCAAGGAAGACAAUAAAACCUCUGAAGAUGAAACCACGAUUCGGCGGGGGAAACGCAGUCGAAGUGAUAGCGAAGCCAACAGGGAAGGGACCAAGCGCCAACGGACAGCUUCACCAAGCCCCGAUCCCGCAGCGAAACAGAAUACCGCUACCUCUCAGCCUCCCUCGGACGACGAGUCUAAAGCCAAAUCCACAGCGAAUGGUACCCGAAGACAAAGAGCUGCGUCUCGAGGCCAGAAGGAAAUGGCGAAAGAGCUAGAGGAAGUAGAGACAGAAGCUCAACGUCGCAAGGAAAGAUCAAGUCGACGGAGAGGCGAAGAAUCCGAAAAUGGAAGUGUAUCCCCGGUCAAGGCCGCUCCAAUUGAGCCUGAACCAUCACAAGCGAGCCCUAUUACCCCUACACCUCAAGAACCAGUCCCAUCUCGCCAAUCCACGCGCAAGUCAGGCCGUCCUGGUGCGCGUCGUGGCGGCCGCGUCGGCCGCAACCAAUACACCAAGGAUCGGGAUGUCAACGGCACUGGCACGGAGUCGGCUAACUCACCGCGCCGCGGCCAGUCGCACGAUGUGGGAGCGGACUCGCCUCGGGUGGGAACCGCCGGUCCCAACGGCACACAGAUGAACGGCGGGGAAUCAGGGCGGCCAAGCAAGCCGCGGCACAUGCAUCCACAGCGGACAACGAUGAAUGAGAUGAAGCGACGCGUCGCAGCCAUCCUAGAGUUCAUAUCGCGCAUGCAGGUCGAGAUGGCUGUCGCCGGGGAGAACUCCUCCACCCCUACCGGCAACGGAGACCAGGCGAAUGGCUUGCUGCUGAAGAGCAUGGUCGAUCAGAUCGAGAGCGCCAUGCCGAUAGCAAUCAGCGAGGGCGGCGAGUCCGGGCCUGCGACUACAGACGGCGACGGCGACACUUUGGCUCGCGAGAAAGACUUCAAAGAGCUAAGCAGCGUGGAGAUGAUGGACGUGCUGACCCGCCAUUUGCUCAAAUGGCAGCAAGAAUACGGCAAGUUUGGCGAGCGGUAG